Polistes dominula (European paper wasp) is the source of this 2215-nucleotide messenger RNA. It is a transcript of the gene olf413, whose product is annotated as DBH like monooxygenase olf413. The record is from RefSeq and is a predicted model, not a curated record. Gene Ontology annotation, cellular component: secretory granule membrane. Gene Ontology annotation, biological process: norepinephrine biosynthetic process; octopamine biosynthetic process; dopamine catabolic process. Gene Ontology annotation, molecular function: copper ion binding; dopamine beta-monooxygenase activity. Lineage: Eukaryota; Metazoa; Arthropoda; Insecta; Hymenoptera; Vespidae.
GAUCCGAGCGUGAACAGGAAGAUUCUCGGAGCGACAGCUAACAUGAUGCACUGAAGGAAGAGUUCAUUCGUCAUUUUGUUAUAAAGAGAAGUAGAAGAAAGAAAAAAAAAAAAAGAAAAAACAAAAAUGAAAUAUUUGACGUUGUCGUUAGUUCUUUUCCACUUGAACACAGUUUUUUGCGUCGAGUGGAAACACAGCGCUAUCUUGGACAAUAAUUUUCUCGUAUUGUGGACACCAGGCGACAAGGAAGUUACUUUCGAGAUUCAAGUGAAGACCCUUGGUUAUGUCGGGCUUGGUUUCAAGAAGGAGGAUGGUCGAGAGGGAGCUGACAUGGUUAUUGGUUGGGUGGACAACAACGGUCAGGUUCAUCUACAGGAUCGACAUAUGAAGGAUGUGAGCAAGGAUCCAGAGGUGGAUUCGAGCCAAGAUUAUCGUCUCCUAUUGGGUUACGAGAACAAGACGCACACUGUGCUACGUUUUAGCAGAAGAUACGACACAUGCGACUCUAGGGAUCUGAAGAUCACGAAUGACACGAUGCAAGUUGUCUGGCAGUACCACGCUAAGGAACCAGCAUCAGUAGCCGGUGUUUUACCUGGUCAUGGUGCUGUAAAAGGAUCAAGGCCGUUGUAUUUAGUUCAGAGAGAUACACAGCCAAAACGUUCGUCCUAUAAUCAGGAGAGUGAAGCUGUACUGAAAACCUGGGACAUAUUGAAUCGCGAGGUUUUACUACCGAGAGACAAGGAUUCGUUGCUUUGGUGUCAAAUAAUAAAAAUGCCAUACAUAAAUCGCAAGCAUCACGUUGUCAAGUACGAACCAGUUAUCGAACCUGGCAAGAAUACGUAUUUGCAUCAUAUGACACUUUACGAGUGUCCGAAUAAUAAUCCUCAGCUUGAAGAAGCUUCGAAAACAGCUGGAAGUGUUUGUUACAAGGACGACAAUGCAACCCAGUGUAAUACAAUUGCUGCUACUUGGAGCUUAGGAUCUGAGCAGGGCUUUAAUUUUCCACCGGAGGCUGGUUAUGCAUUGUAUCCUGAUAAUCGUUCCCGUUACUUCAUGCUCGAGACUCAAUACAUCAAUCCUCAACAAUUAGUCAACGACAAUUUGGAAGUCAGUGACAGUUCGGGAUUGAGAUUAUAUUACACCGAUCAACUUAGACUUCACGAUGCUGGAAUUUUGAGCAUAGGAAUUGAUCCUAAUUGGAGACACAUUAUACCACCUGGACAACCCGAAGUAGUAUCAGAAGGUCAUUGCAUAACUGAAUGUACGGAACAAACUAUACCUAAUAGUGGGAUAAACAUGUUUGCCGUAAUCAUGCAUACACAUCAGUUAGGAAGAAAGAUAAGAUUUAGGCAAAUUCGUGCUGGUGAAGAAUUACCACCGAUUGCAUCGGAUAUCAAUUAUGAUCCUAAUUAUCAAGAAUAUCGCAAACUUCAACGACCCGUCAAAGUUUAUCCGGGAGACCACUUAGUUGCGGAAUGCACCUACUCGUCCGAGUCUCGUUCAACUAUUACGCUUGGAGGUUUGAUGACGAGACAAGAAACUUGUCUUAUAUCCGCACUUUAUUAUCCUCGGAUCGAAUUAUCGAUCUGUUAUUCUUUGCCAUCUUUACCAACCGUUCUGCAAAGUCUUGGCGUUCAAAAAGUCAUUCAAGAAGCAUCAUUAGUGAAAAUCCAGGAACCGAAGAGUUUAGCUGGAAUGACCUUGGAAGAUCGUUUAGUAAGUUACGACUGGGAGACGAGUUUCCAGAGUUUCCAAGAAGCAACUAGAGUUGGUACGUUCAUGCCAUUAUGUUGGACAAGUAAGGGUGCCCUACCUGGUACAGAAUCGUUGGUGUCACAUUAUCCAAGAAUUCUGUAUUCCUACGAAGAGACCAAUUUAGCUUGUUCCGACAUGGGUUUUCCAAUGGAUGCUGAAAGCGACGAAGCUAACGCGGUAGAACGUGGUCAGUUGGUAAGAAGCAAAGUAUCGAGAAGUAGCGAAGGACCAAGUGCAGCAAGUUCACCAUCGAUUUCGGGUCCAUUGUCCUUGCCACUUAUACUUGGCACGACCCUUUUGAUAGGACUCGCGGCUGGACUUAGGUGAACUAUCCUGAUCGGUAUUCGUGCUAUCGUCCCAAAUUCGAAGAAGUACCUUCGAGGAUCCGCUGUUUGAAAAAUAGAAAUAUAAGCGAAAGAAUAAUUAUAUUAUAAUUAUCGAUAAAUUAUUAAGACGAAGA